Entamoeba dispar SAW760 is the source of this 2658-nucleotide messenger RNA. Its product is annotated as pyruvate, phosphate dikinase. Lineage: Eukaryota; Evosea; Mastigamoebida; Endamoebidae. The record is from RefSeq and is a predicted model, not a curated record. Gene Ontology annotation, molecular function: ATP binding; pyruvate, phosphate dikinase activity; kinase activity. The coding region runs from base 1 to 2658 and encodes 885 amino acids. The transcript has a single exon. Gene Ontology annotation, biological process: phosphorylation; pyruvate metabolic process.
AUGCAAAGAGUAUAUGCUUUCGAAGAUGGUGAUGGAACCAACAAGAAACUUCUUGGAGGAAAGGGUGCUGGACUUUGCACAAUGACAAAAAUUGGACUUCCAGUUCCACAAGGAUUUGUUAUUACAACAGAAAUGUGUAAACAAUUCAUUGCUAAUGGAAAUAAGAUGCCAGAAGGAUUAAUGGAAGAAGUUAAAAAGAAUAUGCAAUUAGUUGAAAAGAAAUCAGGAAAAGUAUUUGGAGGAGAUGAAAAUCCACUUCUUGUUUCAGUCAGAUCAGGAGCUGCUAUGUCUAUGCCAGGUAUGAUGGAUACUAUUCUUAAUCUUGGACUUAAUGAUAAAACUGUUGUUGCUCUUGCUAAAUUAACCAACAAUGAAAGAUUCGCAUAUGAUUCAUACAGAAGAUUUGUUUCACUCUUUGGAAAGAUUGCUCUUAAUGUUGAUGAUGAAGUUUAUGACAAGACUCUUGAAAAUAAAAAAAUUGAAAAGGGAGUUAAAUUAGAUACAGAAUUAGAUGCUAAUGAUAUGAAAGAACUUGCACAAGUUUUCAUUAAAAAGACAGAAGAAUUCACUAAACAACCAUUCCCAGUUGACCCAUAUGCUCAAUUAGAAUUUGCUAUUUGUGCUGUUUUCAGAUCAUGGAUGGGAAAGAGAGCUGUUGAUUACAGAAGAGAAUUCAAAAUUACUCCAGAACAAGCUGAUGGAACUGCUGUUUCAGUUGUUUCUAUGGUUUAUGGUAAUAUGGGUAAUGAUUCAGCUACUGGUGUUUGUUUCACUAGAGAUCCAGGAACAGGAGAAAAUAUGUUCUUUGGAGAAUAUCUUAAGAAUGCACAAGGAGAAGAUGUCGUUGCUGGUAUUAGAACACCACAAAUUAUUUCAAAGAUGGCAGAAGAUGCUGAUCUUCCAGGUUGUUAUGAACAACUUCUUGAUAUUAGAAAGAAAUUAGAAGGAUACUUCCAUGAAGUACAAGAUUUUGAAUUCACUAUUGAAAGAAAGAAACUUUACAUGCUUCAAACUAGAAAUGGAAAGAUGAAUGCUACUGCUACUGUUAGAACAGGAGUUGAUAUGGUUGAAGAAGGACUUAUUACAAAAGAACAAGCUAUUAUGAGAAUUGCACCACAAUCAGUUGAUCAAUUACUUCAUAAGAAUAUGCCAGCUAAUUAUUCAGAAGCACCAUUAGUUAAAGGACUUCCAGCAUCACCAGGAGCUGCUACAGGAGCUGUUGUUUUCGAUGCAGAUGAUGCAGUUGAACAAGCUAAAGGAAAGAAAGUUCUUCUUCUUAGAGAAGAAACCAAACCAGAAGAUAUUCAUGGAUUCUUUGUUGCUGAAGGUAUUUUAACAUGCAGAGGAGGAAAAACAUCACAUGCAGCAGUCGUUGCUAGAGGUAUGGGUAAACCAUGUGUCUCAGGAGCUGAAGGAAUUAAAGUUGAUGUUGCUAAGAAAGUAGCUAAGAUUGGAACUCUUGAAGUUCAUGAAGGAGAUAUUUUGACCAUUGAUGGAUCAACUGGAUGUGUCUAUAAAGGAGAAGUUCCAUUAGAAGAACCACAAGUUGGGUCAGGAUAUUUCGGAACUAUCUUAAAAUGGGCCAAUGAAAUUAAAAAGAUUGGAGUAUUUGCAAAUGCUGAUCUUCCAUCAGCAGCUAAAAAAGCACUUGAAUUUGGAGCUGAAGGUAUUGGACUUUGCAGAACUGAACGUAUGUUCAAUGCAGUUGAAAGACUUCCAAUUGUUGUCAAGAUGAUUCUUUCAAAUACACUUGAAGAAAGAAAGAAAUAUCUUAAUGAACUUAUGCCACUUCAAAAACAAGAUUUCAUUGGAUUAUUGAAGACUAUGAAUGGACUUCCAGUUACAGUCAGACUUCUUGAUCCACCAUUACAUGAAUUCCUCCCAACUCUUGAAGAGUUAAUGAGAGAAAUCUUUGAAAUGAAACUUUCAGGUAAGACUGAAGGACUUGCAGAAAAAGAAGUUGUUCUUAAGAAAGUUAAAGAACUUAUGGAAGUUAAUCCAAUGAUUGGACAUAGAGGAAUUAGACUUGGAACUACUAAUCCAGAAAUUUAUGAAAUGCAAAUUAGAGCAUUCUUAGAAGCUACUGCAGAAGUUAUUAAGGAAGGAAUUAAGACACAUGCAGAAAUUAUGAUUCCAAAUGUUACAGAAGUUAAUGAACUUAUUAACUUAAGAAAGAAUGUUCUUGAACCAGUUCAUGAAGAAGUUGAAAAGAAAUAUGGUAUUAAAGUACCAUUUAUGUAUGGUACUAUGGUUGAAUGUGUUAGAGCAGCAUUAACAGCUGACAAGAUUGCUACUGAAGCAUCAUUCUUCUCAUUCGGAACUAAUGAUCUUACUCAAGGAACCUUCUCAUACUCACGUGAAGAUUCAGAAAACAAAUUCAUUCCAAAAUAUGUUGAACUUAAGAUUCUUCCAGCUAAUCCAUUUGAAAUUCUUGAUAGACCAGGUGUUGGAGAAGUUAUGAGAAUUGCUGUUACUAAAGGAAGACAAACAAGACCAGAAUUACUUGUUGGUAUUUGUGGAGAACAUGGAGGAGAACCAUCAUCAAUUGAAUGGUGCCACAUGAUUGGAUUGAACUAUGUUUCAUGUUCUUCAUACAGAAUUCCAGUUGCUAGAAUUGCUGCUGCUCAAGCCCAAAUUAGACAUCCAAGAGAUAAUUAA